Anoplophora glabripennis (Asian longhorned beetle) is the source of this 362-nucleotide messenger RNA. RefSeq names its product mitochondrial import inner membrane translocase subunit Tim10 (gene Tim10). Gene Ontology annotation, biological process: protein insertion into mitochondrial inner membrane. The transcript has a single exon. Gene Ontology annotation, cellular component: mitochondrial inner membrane. Bases 21 to 275 code for a protein of 84 amino acids. NCBI's taxonomy places the organism in Eukaryota, Metazoa, Arthropoda, Insecta, Coleoptera, Cerambycidae. The record is from RefSeq and is a predicted model, not a curated record.
UCAUUCUGCACUGACUUAAAAUGUCACAAAAGGAAGCACAAAAUAUGCAACUUAUUCAGGAACUGGAGAUCGAAAUGAUGGCUGAUAUGUACAACCGUUUAACGGCUGCAUGCCACAAGAAAUGUAUUCCACCGGUUUACAAUGACGCCGAAAUUGCCAAAGGCGAAGCAGUUUGUAUUGACAGGUGCGUUGCAAAGUUUUUGGAUAUUCACGAGAGAAUAGGGAAGAAAUUGGGACAGUUGUCUAUGCAAGACGAGACGUUACUGAAGAAGUAGUGGAUCAGUUCGAUUAGUAUUUUGUAGAUUUGUGUUUAUAUCGUUGUCAUUGUGACUUCAAAUGUAAUAAAUUGUUAUUAGUUUUUA